AUGGGUCACGCGCAUUCCAAGGGCAAUGCUGGCGCGGGCGACUCGUUGCAGAACCUCUGCGGGGAAAGGUCCACCCGCUCGUUCCGUGGCUUUAUGCGCUCAAAAGUCCCAGGUGCUCGAGACAUUGACAGCCCUCAAGGCUCAAGCACCUCACUCGUCUCAUCGGACGGCCAGAUUGAUAAGUCUGAUGCUAGGUCGGUCAGGUUGACAGGUAGUGAACCCGGAUCUGACAGAGUUGCCCAGCUCGCAACUCGACCCGGCCACUCGCGAUCCUCGUCUCCCAUUAGGUUGACGCAUGCACACAUGUAUUUCGAUGCUCAGGAAAGCGACGAAUCUGAUGCUGUGUUUGACCGUUCUCCGGCUACCGUAGCCGAGAGCGCUCAGAAAGUAGGCGAGUCGAAUCUGAUCAAGCGAGAAAAUCAGCUGAAUCCCAUCUUGGAUUCAAUUUACGAUGCGAAGGAUUCUUCUGGAUCUCCCCAUAUAGACAUGAGCGUUUUGGACGACAUGAUCUUGCGACUCCUGGAUGCGGGAUAUUCCACCAAAGUCACCAAGAAUGUCUGUCUGAAGAAUGCAGAGAUCAGUGUCAUCUGCUCCGCGUCUCGAGAACUUUUGCUUUCGCAACCUCCUCUGUUGGAGCUUUCGGGGCCCUAUACUGACCUAAUAAGACUCUUUGAGAUGUGUGGGUUCCCACCUGCCUCAAAUUACCUCUUCCUCGGGGACUAUGUCAACCGUGGGAAACAGAGUCUGGAGACCAUUCUUCUACUGCUUUGUUAUAAAAUCAAGUAUCCCGAAAACUUCUUUCUACUCCGAGGCAACCAUGAGUGCGCCAGUAUCACGCGGGUAUAUGGGUUUUAUGACGAGUGUAAGAGACGCUGCAACUUGAAAAUCUGGAAAACGUUUAUCGACACCUUCAACUGCCUUCCAAUUGCUUCAAUUGUGGUUGGUAAAAUAUUUUGCGUCCACGGUGGGCUUUCCCCCAGCCUCUCACACAUGGACGAUAUCCGAAGCAUUGCACGUCCCACUGAUAUUCCAGAUUAUGGUCUAUUGAACGACCUCUUAUGGAGUGAUCCUGCUGAUAUGGAAGAGGAUUGGGAGCCGAACGAACGAGGCGUGAGUUAUUGUUUCGGAAAGAAGAUUAUAAUGGACUUCUUACAGCGCCACGAUUUUGACUUGAUUUGCCGUGCGCACAUGGUGGUCGAGGACGGAUAUGAAUUUUAUCAGGACCGAACGUUAGUGACUGUAUUCUCCGCGCCUAACUAUUGUGGUGAGUUCGAUAACUGGGGCGCCGUCAUGUCGGUCUCGGGUGAGCUCUUGUGCAGUUUUGAGCUCCUGAAGCCUCUGGACUCAACUGCUCUGAAAAAUCACUUUAAGAAAGGGCGAAACAAGCGGAAUAGACUUUCAAGCAGCCUCGUAUAUCAAUGUGAUCAGAGCGACCAAAGACUGCCAAUUAUGAAUGAUAAUAAAAACGACGAACUCGAAAGCAGCUUCAAACAUCGACUCGGUAAAGAGGCUCCAUCUAAUAAAAUACCAAAAGCAAAAACAUCAGAUGCCAUCUUAUCGAGCAAGUCCCCAGUCGCCAUCGACACUAGAAGAUCGCUGCCUGAACCGGCCGAUAACUCCGUUUUCGUUCUGGCUAGCGACUUGUUCAAGGCUAUUUUGAGUCUAUUCACCUCGAUUGCCCAGCGCUCGGCACAGAUGAAGCAUUCGCGUCGGCUACGCAGCGAGCUAGAGCGCUUUUUUCUAUGGGGAGAUGCCUUAUCCAUUUCAAACGGCCAGCUUGAUGAAGUACUUUCCAAAUCGUCAGACCUUUGUCAGACUGUGCUCUCUACUCUCUACGAGCUUGGCUCGAUUAUCAAUGAUAGCCUACUACGAGCGGUUAGUGAGCUGAUCCAAUUGACGAAGUCAGAAGGCUCUGUUGAAUCUGAUUUGGCAGACCUGACCCAGUCAGACAUGGCUCGCCAGCUUCAGAAGAUUCUAGAGAAGGCAGCUCCUGUUCUGGUCACACCUAAAGAUACAGCAAACUUUGAGAGACUUUCGGAUGAUGAAUCUAUGCGCUAUGACUUGGACGAGGUCCUAGAAGACAUUGCAAUAUUUGUCGAUUGUCUCAUGGACCUCUCCCUUGCUCUUGAGAGCCCCGGUGAACGACAUUGA
Penicillium longicatenatum is the source of this 2151-nucleotide messenger RNA. RefSeq lists its product as uncharacterized. Gene Ontology annotation, molecular function: protein serine/threonine phosphatase activity. Bases 1 to 2151 code for a protein of 716 amino acids. The record is from RefSeq and is a predicted model, not a curated record. Lineage: Eukaryota; Fungi; Ascomycota; Eurotiomycetes; Eurotiales; Aspergillaceae. Gene Ontology annotation, cellular component: nucleus; cytoplasm. The transcript has 2 exons.